UAAGACUUCCAACAGCCUUUCGUUCACGACGCGUUUUGCCUUUGCCUCUUACCGCUUAAGCCUUUGCGACUCCCAUCAUGAAGAAAUCUGUCGGUCUUGUCCUUCUUCUCACGGCAGCUUUUGCCUACUCCGGUGUUGAAGGUACAAGUGGGUGUGAAAAUGGCCUAAACUACGUGGCGGCGACCUUAUACGAAAGACCUGUCUUCGGCGUCUGCAAGUCGGAUCCAGAGGGAAAAGCAUCCUUGGCCGCCCUCGCAGGUAAUCCUGCCUGCAAAGACUACAAGUUCAUUACCCGCCAUUGCGAGUGCGAAGUUCUCGCUGCUCCCUACAUGAAAUGUGUUGCGGGAAAACAGGGUUUCUUGAAGGCUGAUGGCUCCAUCGACAGCGAGAAGAUCAUAGGCUUGUACAAGAUGUGGACCAGCAAAGCCUGCGACGUCGCUCAGUUCGACUCCGCUGCGAAAAAAUGUGGCACUGAAAUCGAGAACUACGCGUACCUAGAGAAGGCCGCAUGCAUCGCCAGGAAGUCGAAAAAUUUCACUGGUUGACCUGCACAAUUUUGUCCUCAUGCCUUCAUCUGACUGCCGGCUUUGAAGUGUUCACAACAGGUGCACAAUAAUAAUUAGGGGACCACUUUCUCCAGUCAAUGCGUCCACGUGCAAGAAAAAUUGUCUAAUCGGAAGUUCAUUGUAAUUUAUGAAACAAUACAUUCAAUAAAUUCCUACUUAUAAUUAUAUUAGCAAUUGUUAUUAUAUUCAAAAGUGAAAUUGGAACAGUUCUGAAGAAAUGAAGCAUUUCUCUUUGUUUUAUGUCUAGAAAUUUCUAUUUGUUGCACUUGAAAUUGUUAGAAUUCUACUAGUUCAAUUCCGUGUGGCUUGAAUGUAAGUUCACUUGCAUUAGCGUGCGAUCAUUAUAAACUUAUAUAUUAUCAUGAAUCAUAAUGCUUUUAGCGUUCCUUGCACUUCAAAAUGAAUGACUUGUUGUUGUCCUUCGAUUCUCUGCCCUUGUUUUUUCUUCUCCUGACAGGUUGAAAACGUUGCUGAACACUUCAACAAUGGAACUUUUUAUUAUUUCACCCAAGCUGUGCGAAAUAAUUUACAAUACAUUA
Molecule: messenger RNA, 1105 nt
Organism: Hyalella azteca
Lineage: Eukaryota; Metazoa; Arthropoda; Malacostraca; Amphipoda; Hyalellidae
Exons: 5
Coding region: 78-545 (155 amino acids)
Molecular function (GO): odorant binding
Source: RefSeq, a predicted model, not a curated record